Molecule: messenger RNA, 6325 nt
Organism: Salvelinus fontinalis (brook trout)
Lineage: Eukaryota; Metazoa; Chordata; Actinopteri; Salmoniformes; Salmonidae
Product: TGF-beta receptor type-1-like
Exons: 9
Coding region: 72-1565 (497 amino acids)
Biological process (GO): cellular response to growth factor stimulus; protein phosphorylation; heart development
Cellular component (GO): plasma membrane; activin receptor complex
Molecular function (GO): transforming growth factor beta receptor activity, type I; ATP binding; activin receptor activity, type I
Source: RefSeq, a predicted model, not a curated record
ACGUUUUUUUUCUCAACCAUGCACUAGCGAGAGAAGUUGAGACAGUCAGUCUGGAGUAAGUCUGAACUACGAUGGAUGCAGUACCCUAUUCUCUCGUGUUUAUAGUCCUGUUCUUUGGGACUAUGAUUCAAGAAAAUGAUGCCCUGCAGUGCUAUUGCCAGCGCUGCGCCAACUCUACGUGCACCACGGACGGCCUGUGCUUUGUAACGGUCAUGAAGUCUGGCAGCCGGCUCACCACCGAGCGCAGCAUGUGCGUGCACGAGAGCGAGCUGAUCCCGCGCGACCGCCCCUUCAUCUGCGCGCCCUCCACCAAGGACGACACGGGCAUCUACCCAAUGUGCUGCGCCUCCGACUGGUGCAACAAGAACCCCAACCUCAGCGUCUUCCCAGUGCCGACGGUGAAGCCGGUUCCUCUGGGGCCUGUGGCUCUGGCGGCAGUGAUCGCGGGGCCCGUGUGCGUGCUGUGCUUCGUGCUGGUGCUGGUCUUCUACGUUUGCCACAGCCGGGUGGGUGUGCAUCACCGCGUGCCCAACGAGGAGGAUCCCUCCAUGGAUCACCCCUUCCUCAACGUGGGUUCCACCCUCAAAGACCUCAUCUACGACAUGACCACCUCUGGCUCCGGCUCUGGUCUGCCCCUACUGGUACAGAGGACCAUAGCCCGGACCAUCAUCCUCCAGGAGAGCAUCGGGAAGGGCCGCUUCGGCGAGGUGUGGCGGGGCAAGUGGCGAGGUGAGGAGGUGGCGGUCAAGAUAUUCUCCUCCCGUGAGGAGCGUUCGUGGUUCCGUGAGGCCGAGAUCUACCAGACGGUCAUGCUGCGUCACGAGAACAUCCUGGGCUUUAUCGCCGCCGACAACAAAGAUAACGGGACAUGGACCCAGCUGUGGCUGGUGUCAGACUUCCACGAGCACGGCUCUCUGUUUGACUAUCUGAACCGCUACACAGUCACCGUGGAGGGCAUGAUCAAACUGUCACUGUCCACCGCCAGCGGCCUGGCCCACCUCCACAUGGAGAUCGUUGGCACGCAAGGGAAGCCGGCCAUCGCCCACAGGGAUCUGAAAUCUAAGAACAUCCUGGUGAAGAAGAACGGGACGUGCUGCAUUGCCGACCUGGGCUUGGCCGUGCGCCACGACUCAGCCACCGACACCAUCGACAUCGCCCCCAACCACAGAGUGGGGACCAAAAGGUAUAUGGCACCAGAGGUGCUAGAUGACUCGAUAAACAUGAAGCAUUUUGAGUCGUUUAAGAGGGCAGAUAUCUACGCCAUGGGCUUGGUGUUCUGGGAGAUAGCCAGUCGAUGCUCUCUGGCAGGCAUCGUUGAAGACUACCAGCUGCCAUACCAUGACCUGGUGCAGUCAGACCCUUCUGUGGAGGAAAUGAGGCGGGUGGUGUGUGAUCAGAAGCUACGACCCAACAUUCCAAACAGGUGGCAGAGCUGUGAGGCUCUGCGGGUGAUGGCUAAGAUCAUGAGGGAGUGUUGGUACGCCAACGGAGCCGCCCGCCUCACAGCGCUGCGCAUCAAGAAGACCCUGUCCCAGCUCAGCCAAUCAGAGGGCAUCAAGAUGUAGAUAUUAUUAUUUUCAUCACCAUCAUUCGUUCUCUCCAGGCUGCUCCUCCUCUUGGUUUGAAAGGGGAGGCGAUGCAGCAUGGUGAAGUUUUACUCUGAUACCCCCGCCCCCCCUCCCCCCCCACCCCUCUCUAAACGCGGUCAUCCUUAUAUUUGUCGCCGUGCCGACCGCCGCGAUUUUGUGUCUCACAGAGGUGGAUGGAUCUGAUGGAGGGAUGUUGUCAGAGAGUGUGUUGGGAGAGAAGUGGUAUGGCUGGAUGCUAAAGCUGUCCCCCACUACACACCACCACCAACCUGUGUCAGUUCAGACCCCACCACCUGUCCUGACGAUUGGUGGGAUCUCCCUCACCCAGUGCUCGUGAAGGACCUAUAACAGUGAUUACAGACAGCCGUAGUCCCGCCCUGCCACAGACCCAUCUGUAAACCGGAGGAAGAGAUGAUCAAAACACCACCAAUGCCUCCAUUCAAAACAACAAGUCUGUUACAUUCUGUCACUGGCUGCGGUGGCUCGGACUCGACGAGAACCGCCCUUGAAAAAGACUGAACCAACCAACUUUACUUUUAUUUAGGACCACCUGGUACUUUAUUAACAAUCAUUUUAUUGUAAUUAUUUGUGUGUGUUUCCAUGGAGAGAUGCUGGUGUGCUGUGGACUCGUCUCUCCAGAGCAUGUUGCACUGUGUGUUUCUCCCUCUUUUCUCGAUGUAUCACUGUACUGAGGGACUACAGGUCUGUUUAACUUAUUUGCUUAGAUUGUUUGCAAAAAACCCAAACAGGACAUGACCUCAUUCAGUCUCCAACCAACAGGACACGACCUCAUUCAGUCUGCAACCAACCGGACAUGACCUCAUUCAGUCUCCAACCAACAGGACAUGACCUCAUUCAGUCUCCAACCAACAGGACAUGACCUCAUUCAGUCUCCAACCAACCGGACAUGACCUCAUUCAGUCUCCAACCAACCGGACAUGACCUCAUUCAGUCUCCAACCAACCGGACAUGACCUCAUUCAGUCUCCAACCAACCGGACAUGACCUCAUUCAGUCUCCAACCAACCGGACAUGACCUCAUUCAGUCUGCAACCAACAGGACAUGACCUCAUUCAGUCUGCAACCAACAGGACAUGACCUCAUUCAGUCUGCAACCAACAGGACAUGACCUCAUUCAGUCUCCAACCAACCGGACACGACCUCAUUCAGUCUGCAACCAACAGGACACGACCUCAUUCAGUCUCCAACCAACCGGACAUGACCUCAUUCAGUCUCCAACCAACCGGACAUGACCUCAUUCAGUCUCCAACCAACCGGGCACGACCUCAUUCAGUCUCCAAUCUGUUUACACGAUCUGUUUAACUUAUUUGCUUAGAUUGUUUGCAAAAAAAAACUAACAGGACAUGACCUCAUUCAGUCUGCAACCAACAGGACAUGACCUCAUUCAGUCUGCAACCAACAGGACAUGACCUCAUUCAGUCUGCAACCAACCGAACAUGACCUCAUUCAGUCUGCAACCAACCGAACAUGACCUCAUUCAGUCUGCAACCAACCGAACAUGACCUCAUUCAGUCUCCAACCAACAGGACAUGACCUCAUUCAGUCUUGGCAAACAUGCUAUGACAUAUGCAAUAUAGAUAGUGUAUCUAUUUUAUAUACUCUGUUCUGCUGCUACAACAACGUCAACUACAACAGCUCGACAGUCGCCACCAUGCCUUCCAAGCCAGGUGUUAACUGGUGCCACUGCUUUAAACCUACCCCUUCAACCCUCAUGUUGGUUUGUGCCUGUGUGAGAUUCUAUGAACUAUUGACAGAAGCCCUCAGCUGGAGGAGAAGCAUGGAGUAAACCCUCUCAGAGCUGAAGGAGCAGCAUGGAGUAAACCCUCUCAGAGCUGAAGGAGCAGCAUGGAGUAAACCCUCUCAGAGCUGAAGGAGCAGCAUGGAGUAAACCCUCUCAGAGCUGAAGGAGCAGCAUGGAGUAAACCCUCUCAGAGCUGAAGGAGCAGCAUGGAGUAAACCCUCUCAGAGCUGAAGGAGCAGCAUGAAGUAAACCCUCUCAGAGCUGAAGGAGCAGCAUGGAGUAAACCCUCUCAGAGCUGAAGGAGCAGCAUGGAGUAAACCCUCUCCGAGCUGAAGGAGCAGCAUGGAGUAAACCCUCUCCGAGCUGAAGGAGCAGCAUGGAGUAAACCCUCUCCGAGCUGGAGGAGCAGCAUGGAGUAAACCCUCUCAGAGCUGAAGGAGCAGCAUGGAGUAAACCCUCUCAGAGCUGAAGGAGCAGCAUGGAGUAAACCCUCUCAGAGCUGGAGGAGCAGCAUGGAGUAAACCCUCUCAGAGCUGGAGGAGCAGCAUGGAGUAAACCCUCUCAGAGCUGGAGGAGCAGCAUGGAGUAAACCCUCUCAGAGCUGGAGGAGCAGCAUGGAGUAAACCCUCUCAGAGCUGGAGGAGCAGCAUGGAGUAAACCCUCUCAGAGCUGGAGGAGCAGCAUGGAGUAAAUCCUCUCAGAGCUGGAGGAGCAGCAUGGAGUAAACCCUCUCAGAGCUGGAGGAGCAGCAUGGAGUAAACCCUCUCAGAGCUGGAGGAGCAGCAUGGAGUAAACCCUCUCAGAGCUGGAGGAGCAGCAUGGAGUAAACCCUCAGAGCUGAAGGAGCAGCAUGGAGUAAACCCUCUCAGAGCUGAAGGAGCAGCAUGGAGUAAACCCUCAGAGCUGAAGGAGCAGCAUGGAGUAAACCCUCUCAGAGCUGGAGGAGCAGCAUGGAGUAAACCCUCAGAGCUGAAGGAGCAGCAUGGAGUAAACCCUCUCAGAGCUGAAGGAGCAGCAUGGAGUAAACCCUCUCAGAGCUGGAGGAGCAGCAUGGAGUAAACCCUCUCAGAGCUGGAGGAGCAGCAUGGAGUAAACCCUCUCAGAGCUGGAGGAGCAGCAUGGAGUAAACCCUCUCAGAGCUGGAGGAGCAGCAUGGAGUAAACCCUCUCAGAGCUGGAGGAGCAGCAUGGAGUAAACCCUCUCAGAGCUGGAGGAGCAGCAUGGAGUAAACCCUCUCAGAGCUGGAGGAGCAGUAUGGAGUAAACCCUCUCAGAGCUGGAGGAGCAGCAUGGAGUAAACCCUCUCAGAGCUGAAGGGGCAGCAUGGAGUAAACCCUCUCAGAGCUGAAGGAGCAGCAUGGAGUAAACCCUCCUAUGCAAAUGGUAGGACGUGACCUCACCACGCUGCCAAGGGCAACCACAACGGCAGCAACAACACCAGCUUGUUGGUGCCAUCUACUCAAGGGAUGUCUCUCUCCCUUCCCGUCUUCUCUCUGUAUCUCUCUCUCUGCUCUGUAUGGGAAAGUUCUAAUGACUCACUGAAUACCAGACUGAUAGAGGUGCUAGUACUACCCACUGGACUACACUAAACCCCCUCCAAGGAAGAAGGAAACAACUACUCAUUACUGGAGUUGUUCUAUAAUCAUGCAUUGUUGGAUUUCACUUUUUGUCUUUCUUUGUGUUGUUUCAAAGUGUCUUUUAAAGACUAAACAAGGUGAGGUACAUUCAUUUAAAUAUAGAAAAUGAAUUUUUACUAAGCCAUAAGUUUCCAAUGUUUUUGUUGUUGUUGUUGUGGCAACUUUUUCUACUACAAUAAGAAUGUAUGUUUACGGAGGAAAAACAACAAAGUAUCACUGUGUGAACUGCUUGACAUUUCAGCUUAGCAAGCUUUAUGGGACCAAUGGAGAGAGUCAGAAUCUUAUGUAAAAAGUCAGAUUUAUAAAUAAUUACUAUUAUAAAGUAGGGUCAAUGUUCUAUAAAAAGGAAUACAAGUCAAUGUAGCAGCAGAUUUAAUAAGUAAUGUUUUGUGUUUUGUAUUUGUAAGAUAUCCUAUUGCCACACGCCUAAACCUGCAAGCUGCCUAUUUAUACCAAUUUGGAUUGUGUUCGUUUUGGUAUGUUUCACAGUCUUGAUGUCAUUCGAGUUUCUUGCUCUAUUUCAGCAUGUUUUUGAAAUACAGUACCGCAACCAUUACAAUAGAAAGACAAUGGAGCCCCAAAAGAAAUCUGAUUGUAGUGUACCUCUCCUGACCUACGUGCAGGUUUACCUGUGUGGCCAUCAGGCUGUUUUGGACUUUUUUCUUUUUAUUGUAUUCUUCUUUUCAAUGCCUUUUGAACAGUCUGCUGUUUGGAUGCAUUGUAUUUAUCCAUCUGUGUUACUACAAAACGUCUGACUCUGUUCUGAAACCAGACGAGGCCAGAGACACUCUGUUCUGAAACCAGACGAGGCCAGAGACACUCUGUUCUGAAACCAGACGAGGCCAGAGACACUCUGUUCUGAAACCAGACGAGGCCAGAGACACUCUGUUCUGUUCUGAAACCAGACGAGGCCAGAGACACUCUGUUCUGUUCUGAAACCAGACGAGGUCAGAGACACUCUGUUCUGAAACCAGACGAGGUCAGAGACACUCUGUUCUGAAACCAGACGAGGCCAGAGACACUCUGUUCUGAUACCAGACGAGGUCAGAGACACUCUGUUCUGAAACCAGACGAGGCCAGAGACACUCUGUUCUGUUCUGAAACCAGACGAGGCCAGAGACACUCUGUUCUGUUCUGAAACCAGACGAGGCCAGAGACACUCUGUUCUGUUCUGAAACCAGACGAGGCCAGAGACACUCUGUUCUGUUCUGAAACCAGACGAGGCCAGAGACACUCUGUUCUGAAACCAGACGAGGUCAGAGACACUCUGUUCUGAAACCAGACGAGGUCAUAACAUUACAACAUAUCACAUGCCUCUUAUUAAAUAUGUACCAUGAUG